Messenger RNA from Protopolystoma xenopodis, 432 nucleotides. NCBI's taxonomy places the organism in Eukaryota, Metazoa, Platyhelminthes, Monogenea, Polystomatidea, Polystomatidae. The record is from the annotation of a GenBank genome assembly.
AUGUCGGCCCUGACGAAGUUAGCCGAGCCGCGUCGGUUGAGGCAGUCUGGGGCGGCCCGAGGUCUGGCUGGGCCUAGGGGCCCGACCUCUGGGCCGGGAUGGCUGCUGACAUUCGCAGAACAAGCUUGCCAGUUUGUCUGGUUUGUCUGGUUUGUCUGGUUUGGCUGGGCUAGCGACUAUUUUGAGUCCAGAAAUCGGAGCAUCAAGUUGAGUCCUAAUAAGGCCAACCAUGCUCAAUCUCUCUCGACCCCUUCCUCCACCUUUUAUCCCUGCCCUGCUUCAUUCUCUUGCCUGCAUGACUGCGCGUCUGUUCGCAUGUAUACAUCUCGGUUCCUCGGCUUGUGGACAUGCCAGUCGGCUAGUAUGGUAUGGUAUGGUCGUACAAUGGGGCCUAAACGCAGAAAAAUGGCACCAACUAAGACGGCAGUGUAG